AUGGCUCCGAACGACAAAGCCGGGCGCGUCGUGUUCAUCGGCAACAUCCCCUAUGGCGGCACCGAAGAGCUCAUCAUCGAGACACUCGGCCGUGUCGGCCAGGUUCUGAACUUCCGGCUGGUCUACGACAAGGAAACUGGCCGACCCAAGGGCUUUGGAUUUGCAGAGUUCGCCGACGCCGAUGCAGCAGCGUCGGCUGUACGCAACCUGAACGACUAUGAGAUCAUGGGCAGGAAAUUGAGGGUUGACUGGUCAAACGACAACGGCUCCGGCGACAACGCGCCUUCGAACCAGAGCGCGCCGCCGCCGAUGAACGGACAAGCACCGGAAGUUGCGCAGGCCCAGCCUUCGAGCACGCUCGGCCCCCUCCCGCCUGGCGUCGAUCUGCCACCGAACCUGACCUGCCCCGACGCCAUUUCGCGCACACUGUCUACACUUCCUGCGCCGCAGCUGCUCGACAUCCUCUCACAGAUGAAGGGUCUCGUCAUGACAGAUCCAGCCAAGGCUACAGAACUGCUGCGCCAGGCGCCUCAGCUUGCCUACGCCAUCUUCCAGUCCCUUCUGCUCCUGAACCUCGUUGAUCCUUCGAUGUUGGGUGCACUGGUGGAGACAGCCCCUGCUGCAGCCGCGCCGCCAGUGCACGCUCUACCGCAACCGCAACCGCAACCGCAACCGCAACCGACACCACUUGCACGGCCGCCUACCAGCUAUGCCAUGCCUCCCGGCUACCCACCGCAAGCUGCUCCUACACCGCCGCAGCCUCAGCCAUACGCGCAGCCCCCACCGCAAGCACAAGCGCAGGCGAUGAACAACGAUGCUCUGUACGCGCAGGUCAUGGCUCUGCAGCCCGAGCACAUCGCGCAGCUGCCGCCUGAUCAGCGCAAUCAGAUUAUGCAGAUUCGCCAGAUGCUCAUGGCUGGACAACGACCGUGA
Messenger RNA from Ascochyta rabiei, 933 nucleotides. RefSeq lists its product as uncharacterized. NCBI's taxonomy places the organism in Eukaryota, Fungi, Ascomycota, Dothideomycetes, Pleosporales, Didymellaceae. Gene Ontology annotation, molecular function: mRNA binding. The transcript has 2 exons. Gene Ontology annotation, cellular component: mRNA cleavage and polyadenylation specificity factor complex. Bases 1 to 933 code for a protein of 310 amino acids. The record is from RefSeq and is a predicted model, not a curated record. Gene Ontology annotation, biological process: mRNA 3'-end processing.